Drosophila obscura is the source of this 2245-nucleotide messenger RNA. RefSeq lists its product as uncharacterized. Lineage: Eukaryota; Metazoa; Arthropoda; Insecta; Diptera; Drosophilidae. The transcript has a single exon. The record is from RefSeq and is a predicted model, not a curated record. Bases 1031 to 2005 code for a protein of 324 amino acids.
UUGUAAGAAAUGGGUGCGGAUGUGUGUGGGAGUGCGGUCGACAUUUGAGAGACUGCGACAGAUAGCAGCUCGAAUGUGUAUUAUUAUCUUGUUUGGUGUGUGUUAUUUCUGACGCUUCACCCAAUACUUAUGACUAGUGCUAAUGCUAAUUAGCUGCAGGUGAAAAUACAAAAAAAGUCUACAAAAGCAACGAUUUAUGUAUGCAUUCCUAGUACGUGUGUGUGUGUUAGUGGAUAUUUCCAAGCCGUUAGGCGUGCUCAAAAGGAAUAGUGACACAAUUUGCAAUCGAAACCCGUUAUGGUGACCCGUUUACCUUGUGCCGUUUUGUUGCUGCCUCAAAAAAAGCGAAAACUCUUCUAUGCUCACGGGGACAACAAUCUUCAGAUAUAAACAACAACAACAGGUUAAUGUUUAGCUUCUCUGGCAGGUAGAAUGUACUCACUCUUCUCUCUCUCUUUCUUUCUUUUGCUCUCUGCUUUGGCAGGAAGCUUUUUUGCAAGGGCGCUUUUUUGACACUCGAUCAAUCACUCUCAAACUUUCGCAGUGCAAACAAAACUGCAUUCAAGAUUCGAAACCUGCAUUUCUUUGGAUUGAAGUUAUUUUGUUCUUUAUCCAAACAAAUAAAACAAAAUUCAGGUUUAUUUUCGGGUUGCUUGUGUGUGUGUUUUUUUUUUUUUUUUUGCAUAUUUAUGAGGCAGAGGCACCUUUCUUGGAAAACAGGUUCUCCUUUUUUUGGCAACGGAACAUCUUUCACUCUUUCCAAGAACAACUCUCCAAGACGCGACGGACGCCGACGGUUACAAAGUUUACGCAACAAGCGACAAUAGCGGUCGCUGGCCUCUGGGCUCAACAAGUUUGCCAAAAAAGAAACCCCGAGAGCAUCCAUUUUGGAAACCAGAUACAGAUACCGAGAACUACCCAUCGAUGCUCGCUGGCUGCUGGGAAGCGGUUUCGUUUCAGUUGUUCGCCCAAAGCUCCCCAGAUCAAAACGUUUCCCGGUCAAACGGUCAAAGAUACUUCCACCAGUAUAAUGCGUAGUUGUUUAAGACAGAAGGUUUUGCUGGCGGUACUGCUCGGAUUCCUCUUGAGCCCGGCGGAGCCUGCCAGUCUGUUGACCAGCUACCUACCCGCCUCCAUGCAGGCCCUGGCCUACUACAUCGACCUGCUUCAGUACGAGCCGCUUUCCAGCACCACCAUAGAGCCGCCAUUCAACGCAAAUGGCUCUGACAUGGAAUCUAAUGGCGGGAGCUCUACGACACCAUUGCCUCCAACGCCCACGCCCACGGCCAUUAAGCCAAAAACCACAACCCGGCGUCCAGGAGGCUCGGGUUCGGGCUCUGGCUGGUGGCAACCGCCCAGUUGGUGGGAGACACCGCAACGAACAUCGACCACGGAGCGCCCAACCUCGGCUCCCACGCCACCGCACAGGCCGGCGCUGUUUGCACCCUCCCCAGAGCCGACGCUCGAGGGUCAUGCCCUUUUCAAUGAAAUCGGAGAUGAUGCGGACUUUGACAAGCUACCCCUUUCUCUGAUACGCGACAUCCAGAGCGAGGUACGGCACGAUGACUUCACAAACGAUGUCGAAUCGCUGGACAACUUUCUGCGCCUGUACGACGACAACUACGGGCGUGCGGCCUUUGACUUUGAGUCGGCCAUGGACCGCUGGAGUACCACUUCGACGGCAGGCAAAAAGCGGGUGCCGCCCACCAAGCCCUACGUAGACUUUCUGCUGGUCUACGACCUGCUCAAGCGAGACGCUAAGGCAGCCAAUCUCAGCAAGUACGAGGGCUACUCCCAGGAUCUGCUCGAGCAGCUUUCCGAUCUGUCCAAUGCCUCGGCGGCCAGGCAGCUGCACACGAUGUUCCAGAGAAUGCUGGAUCGCGGGGACAUCCAGCGCAGUGAUGUGGUGGCUCGUGUCCAGGGCAUUGUCAAAGAUCUAGGCAACCCCAAUAGUGCCACCUCCAAGGCGCUGUUCUUUAUACCCAGCAUGCAGUUCUUACCCUAAGCCUAAGUAUAUCUAAGCCAUAAUAAAAACGAGGAACAUAUUAGCCUCUCCUAUGCGUGUACCCUCACCUACACACCCUGGCCCGAUCUCCCACCCGGCAGUAGGAAGUGGGAUAACAAUUGGGUGGGCUUUGAUGUUUUGGUUGCUUAACAAAUCCUAAGCGAGGUAACACUUGCUAUGUAGAAUUUGCACGAGUGACUAGAUACAAACAUCGUGCUUCAUGCUUUACUAAGCAAUAAA